CCGAGAGCAGCGGUGGAAUGAGCCAUGUCGUCUGGUGGCGGCAGCAACAGGGACGCCGGCCAGUGCAAGGCAGUAGUUCUGUUCGAUUUUGGAGCCACGACCACGAGCUCCGCGCCAUUCGUUUUCGGCAGUGAAAACCAGUCCAAGGCUCCUACACCAACUGCAGACAGCACAUCACGAAGCCAGAGUCCGACUACCAGCGGCCCUGCUUCGACACUCGAGGCGAAGGUCCCAAAGCUUACAUAUACCUCCAUCUCUGAUAUCGCGACUGAGUGCGCCAAGUUCUUCUUCCACGACACGGUUUUUGAUCUGUACAGCGAUACUGGUUUCGUAGAUAUCGGAGAAGAGGGGCUGCAGUUCACUGUGCACAAAGGUCUGAUCUGUCGGCACUCCAGCCAUUUCCGAGGCGCCUUCGAGGGGGAUUCAUCGAAAGUCAACGAAACCGAGUCGAGCUGAGGGAGGAAUCGGUCAAAGACUUCGCACUGUUCCUGGCUUGGUUGUAUACCGGCAGAAUCCCGUCAGCUUCCUUAGACGACCUUGUCGACUACGCCGGCUAUCAAUCCCAUAUCGCCAGGAAGUUGGCGAGACUUCGAAACACGAAUCACAAUACUGCUAAUCAACUGGAUUCUGGCGUGCAGGCGCUCUCGCUGGACGACUCUGCCGGUGGUAGCGGUCCUGAAGAUGAAGAGGAUGUGAUCGCUUCUCUUGGCAUUGUCGCGCGGACGCAUCGCUCGCUCGUGGAUCUCUACAUAUUUGCCGAUCGUCGAGGCAUAGCAGGUCUUCAACACUCCGUCAUAACCAACCUAGCAGAACUGCGCGAAGAGGGCUAUUCGUUCAUAUCCGCCGAUCCAGAUGUCGUCGACACGACAUUGCCUUCUCUUCUCUGCCCACCGACUCACCGCUCUGCAGAUUUCUCAUCGAUGAAGCCGCUUGGUGCUGGACCAAAGACCUCGAUGGUCUCGAGAAUUUGGACCACUUCCCGGGCGAGUUCAAUGCGGAACUGGUACGACCGAUGCUGCGAAAGGCCAAGAAAAGCUCCCGAGCUCAGCCGGACUGGCGAACGAAUCUUUGUCUUUACCAUGGCCACAGCGCGACU
Pseudocercospora fijiensis CIRAD86 is the source of this 1096-nucleotide messenger RNA. RefSeq lists its product as uncharacterized. Bases 25 to 456 code for a protein of 143 amino acids. NCBI's taxonomy places the organism in Eukaryota, Fungi, Ascomycota, Dothideomycetes, Mycosphaerellales, Mycosphaerellaceae. The record is from RefSeq and is a predicted model, not a curated record. The transcript has 2 exons.